UCAAUUAAGCCAUAACAAAAUUUUCUGAAGUGAAACAUUAGGAAACAAGCAACAAUGGCAUCUUUCAUCUGCAGAUGGAUAUUGAGUUUCUUCCUCAUUGCGACAAUGGCACUUAUUAACCAAGCAAUAGCCUCUGGCUACUAUACCACCCCUAAGUUUAAAGCCAUGCCUUGGAAGCUUGCUUAUGCCACGUUCUAUGGAGACGAGACUGCUUCUGAGACAAUGGGUGGAGCUUGUGGAUAUGGGAAUUUGUUCAAUUCUGGUUAUGGAACAGCAACUGCAGCAUUGAGCACAGUGUUAUUUAGCAAUGGAUAUUCAUGUGGGCAAUGCUUCCAAAUACAAUGUGUGAAGUCUAAAUUUUGCUACAAAGGAUUUACGACCGUUACAGCCACAAAUCUCUGCCCACCCAAUUGGGCCCAAGACUCCAACCAUGGUGGCUGGUGCAACCCUCCACGUCAGCACUUUGACAUGGCUAAACCUGCUUUCAUGAAAAUUGCUCAAUGGAAAGCUGGCAUUGUCCCCGUUAUGUACCGCAGGGUACCUUGCAUUAAGAAAGGCGGGAUUCGGUUCGCAUUCCAAGGAAACGGUUACUGGUUAUUGGUAUACGUGAUGAACGUCGCUGGAGGGGGCGACGUGGAAAGCAUAUGGGUGAAGGGAAGCAAAACAGGGUGGAUGAAAAUGAGCCAUAAUUGGGGAGCAUCAUACCAGGCAUUUGCAACACUUUCAGGACAAUCUCUUUCGUUCAAGCUCACUUCCUACACAAAUCAUGAAACUAUUAUAGCUUCUAAUGUUGCACCUUCUAAUUGGCACGUAGGCAUGGCUUACCAAGCCAAAGUCAACUUCCAUUAGUCAUGUGAUGGGUUAAAUAUUGGCCAAUGCAGAUUAGUCGGGCCAAUGAGUUCUAAAUAAUUUCCUCUAAGCCCUCUAGUAAUCUUGAGCCUCAACCAAAGGCCGCAUUUCUUGGCUUUUCACUAUCUGGCCCCCGGAGGAGUGGUGCUAUGGUUUUCUUCCUACAAAAGUCUUGCUAUAGUUUUUACCGCAGACUUUUAGUUUUAUUUUAAGAUUUUGUACCUAGUCUUUCACACCUGAUCGAAGGAUUGUACAAUUCUUGCAAUGCUGAAAUAAAA
Molecule: messenger RNA, 1127 nt
Organism: Nicotiana tabacum (common tobacco)
Lineage: Eukaryota; Viridiplantae; Streptophyta; Magnoliopsida; Solanales; Solanaceae
Product: expansin-A18
Biological process (GO): plant-type cell wall organization
Cellular component (GO): extracellular region
Source: RefSeq, a predicted model, not a curated record